GCUAGUGGAGUUCGAACCCGGAAGAAUUUGUAAACAGAGGGUUUUUUUCUGAAUAAAACAGAAAGUAUCGACCGCCAUGAGAUAAUUAACAGCGAAAUGACAAUAUUCAGGUGACGAAGACGAAGGAAGGAGAACACGAUGGAGGACGAAGAGUGGUCACAGCUCGAAAGGAACCCGGACUGGAUGUCCUCUCUGCCCGAGGAACUGCUGGAUGUCCCGCUGUGGAACUUGGCCAUACCCGGAAGCCAUGACAGCAUGUCUUUCUGUCUGGAUGAGUCCUCACCUGUGCUGAGAUCAGAGUCCUGCCUCCUCAGAGUACUGGACAGUCUGUUUCCCUGCUGGACUCGUCCCUGUGUUUACCGCUGGGCCACCACACAGCAAUCAGUCCUCAGUGAUCAGUGUGAUCUCGGGAUUCGAUUUUUAGACCUACGGAUCGCCAGGAAGCCAUCAGGAGGCAGCGAAUUAUACUUUGCCCAUGGCAUCUACACAUUAAUUUCCGUCAAGGAGGCUCUGUAUGAGCUCUCUGCCUGGCUGGAUGCUCAUCCUAAAGAGAUUGUGAUCAUUUCAUGCUCGCAUUUUGAUUCGCUGAGAGAUGAAGAUCAUGUCUGUCUUGUGGAGAGCAUCAUCACACUGUUUGGAGAAAAACUAUGCUUCUCACAGGACACACCUACUCUGCGCUCCUGCUGGUCCAGAUGUCAGCAGGUCAUCGUUUCCUAUGGAAACAAGCAGGUGGUGCUGCGGCAUCCUGAGCUGUGGACUGAAAUACCAUACUGGUAUGCUGACAGUCCAAACCCUAAGAAGGUGAUCACUUAUCUGGAGGACCAGAAGCACAGAAGAAGACCAGCUGGUUUUUACGUCAGCCGCCUAAACCUGACAGAAGAUGCACCUUACGUCGUCCUCCAUCCCCUUCAGAGCAUGAGGAAGAUGACGAAGAAGGCUCUUUGGAUGCUGCUGAGCUGGACGGGCGAGCAGCAGCCAGGGCCUGAAGACGGUGAAGUCAACAUCAUCUGCUGUGACUUUGUGGACAUCAGUCAGUUCUGCUCACUUGUAAUUGGCCUGAACUACAAACUAGUGGGCGGAGCCAGCACGCUCACCACUCAUUCAGGUUUUUAGAAAACCAGGACAUGCAACUGACUGUGUCUGAGAUAUAGCAUACAAAACACACCUUCACUCAAUGUCACACAAACAAAACAAUGUCAUCCUGUUCACACUGGAUGUAUAUUACUGGAUAUAUUAUCUGAUAGCAAUUUCACACUGCACAUCACCAAUACUAUCUCAUCAUGUAAAUACGUGAAGCCCAUGUUUUUACUCCUGUCUUUUGCACAUUACACACAAGAUUAUUACUGCUUUCUGUUUAAACUGCACAUCCAUUCACAUAUACUUUAUUUUCAGCAGUAUAUACAACUUUUUUUUAUUACACAAUAAAGUGUAGUUGUAAACUGUAAGCACAGUUUAACUGACGUGAAAAUAUAUUUUUAUUAUAA
Molecule: messenger RNA, 1484 nt
Organism: Solea senegalensis (Senegalese sole)
Lineage: Eukaryota; Metazoa; Chordata; Actinopteri; Pleuronectiformes; Soleidae
Product: PI-PLC X domain-containing protein 1-like
Exons: 7
Coding region: 139-1113 (324 amino acids)
Biological process (GO): lipid metabolic process
Molecular function (GO): phosphoric diester hydrolase activity
Source: RefSeq, a predicted model, not a curated record